Molecule: messenger RNA, 1602 nt
Organism: Paramecium primaurelia
Lineage: Eukaryota; Ciliophora; Oligohymenophorea; Peniculida; Parameciidae
Source: the annotation of a GenBank genome assembly
AUGUAUUAGGGAUCCAACCUUUCUCGUACAGGUCAGAUGGCUGUAUCAAAUGAUUAAGUCUCAAACUAGCUAAAACUACUCAAGGCAAAGAUGAGCAAUCGUGACACUUGGUAAUAAGGAACCAAUCAGCAACUAGACGGUUAUCCCCACACACAACCUACUAAACCAUCACAAUCACCUCUUUAUCCCAAAAGUGACUAUGACUUUUACACUAUGAAGCAACAAUAGUAAUAGCAAAUCCAAUCCAAUUCAUAGCCAAAGAUAAUUGAUCCACGCACUCUUAAUUAUCAAUAAUUAUAGCAAUAUAAACAACAAUAAGUACUUCCACCUCAAAAUCCUAUUCGAAAUGAUCCCUAUCUAGGUAUGAAUGCAAUUAAUAGACUCAACUACUAUGAUUAACUUCAAAAAUACAAAGAUGACCCAUAUAAAAAGAGUAGUAACUUAAACACUUAUAAUUCUCCUUAGAGCUAUUAUGAACAAUAAUUAAAUAAAAGACAAUAAUAAUAAUAAUUAAUACAAUAACCCCCUAAAUAUUAUGAUGAUAUCUUAGCUAAGAAAUAAUAAACUUAUGGAUAUUAAUAAAAUAACAAUUAUGAUUUUACAUAAUAACCAAUUUCAUUGCAAAAUAAAAAUGAUUAUAUGAAUUACAACAACAAUAAUUACUUGAAUAAUGGUCUUUAUAGCAAUAAUUUAUAAUGGUAAAAUACAAACUAAAAUAAUCUUUAUAAUAAUAACAAUUAGAAUUAUAAUUAAAAUUUGUAAUAAUUAUCUUCUCAGUCUAAUCAAUAUAACUAAUACAAUCUAUAUGGGAAUCAGAAUAUUAAUACUUAAUAAAAUUAAUAAUAAUCUUCAUAAAAUUAAUAUAAUUAUAAUUAGAACACUUAGUCUUUAUCUCCACUCAAGUAACAAUAAGCAUCCUAAUAAUUGAAAUAUUCUCAACACAAUUCUUAACCUCUACUCGAAAAAAGAGAUAGGCCAUUUGAAAGAUAAUAUGAUCCAAUCCCUGAAUAAUAAAAGUAAAUUUAAGAAAUACCAGAAUAAUAUAACAAACCUUAACCAAGAAAAUAACAAUAACCCUAAUAAUAGCCAUCAUAUAAUUAAAAUAAUACUAAAGCAUUUAAUCCUAUUGAUGAAUUGCCUGCUGUUGCUAAGAAAAAUCAAACCAAUCAAAUUCCACCUCCUGAAGAUGAUGAUGAUGGUGAUUUACAAGAAUGUCCAGAAGGAUGUGGUAGAAGAUUCAAAGAAAAUGCCUUAGAUAAACACAUUAAAGUAUGUAAAAAGGUAUUUUAAUCAAAAAGAAAAGAAUUCAAUUCAAAAGCACAUAGAUAAGUUAAUUAAGAAUAAGCCAAAUUAGAAAAGUAAGGGUAGGUUAAAGAUAAAAUAAUUGAAAAAAAAAAAUAAAUGGCUUAAAAUGGAGAUCCAAAAUGGAAAAAAUAAUCAGAAGCAUUUAGAUAAAUGAUAAGUGCAGUAAAAUAAGGAGGAACUGUAGAAAUUUAACCUUAAGAUGACUUAGUUGAAUGUCCUGCUUGUGGUCGUAAAUUCAGUGAAUAAGCAGCUGAAAGACACAUUCCAGGUUGUAAAAAAAGAACCUUCAAAAGAUGA